GUUGUGGCCAGAGUAAAAUUGGUAACAUCUAUACAAAGAACAAGAAGAACAAGAACAAUAGCACCAAGAAAAAUGGAGACUCUAUACGAACGUCAUGAUUUCCAUUGGAACGCUUGGGUCUCUCUUUCGGAGCUCGCAAUGAUUUCCUGAAGAAAAUACAUUAUUCAUAGGAACUAGGGUAAUGCGAGGAGGUUCAAAUUUGGCGGCGACAAGGCGGCAAGCAGUCACGUGGUCGUUAUCCCAGUACCGCGGAGCCCUCCCUACUUGCUAGCGCGUUGACCAAUCAGCGCUCUCGGUAGGUUUGGCUCCCCUACCAUUGGAGUUGCGUGCGCAGCAAGUAGUCGCGCAGUAGAGCGUACAUACGCCGGCGAGUAAGGACGCGAAAGAACGCAUUAACGGUCGUAGGAGUACUACUUGCUUACUUACGUAUAAUCUAUCGCGUAAAACGACGUCGUUUCGCGUACUCUUCGGUAAACAAGAAGAGAGGAGGAAAACUUUGACGGCGAUAUAUAGGUGUAGUACACUCGUUCAAGGCUCGGGGGCCGAUAUCAUCGUGCUUGGAUAGUAGUUAUUGUGGGAAGGCUCACUCAACUGUGCGAACGUGUGCCUACGUGAUCCAACGAACGUGUAUAAAAGCCAUGCGUAUCCCCGCUUUUAGUGUUUGUCUUGCUACGAUAUUUCAUCUGUGAAGAACGUUCUCGUUUUCAUAUUUUUUUUCAAUAUUUCCUCAUUUAAGAGCAUUCGUCUCGUUACGUAAUUUCGAUAUUAACUCGAUAUUAACUCGAUAUUAACUCGAUAUAUUAAGGAAUUACCGAUCGAUCCUUAUUUUUGGAAAGUAAUAUAUUUACGAGUGUUCACUUGGAAAGAGAGAAAAAUUUAAAAGAAAAAAAGCAGACUUAUUGUUAGACUUUUUCUUUUGAAAAUACGUUAUAAACUGUGAUCAAAGUGGAAGGGCAUGUGGCAUCCUGUUUUCUUAUGCUUCCUCCCCCUAAGAGGGAAGCUUCAACAAUACCAAUUAAACGCCGAACUCGCAGGAAAUCGUCCUUGCCUGCCUCGAAUUUAGAAAACAAGGAAACAGGCGCCAAGAUGUGGCUUAAAGUUCUCAGACAAAAUAUUUCGCAUCUGGCUCGCAGAGCUAAGGGCAGCUCGUCUGUCGAACCAAAGAACGGUAAUGGCAAUGCCAAAGGAAACAAAACUAAUAACAACGGCGUCGAGGUCAAUAGAAACGAAGAACAAAAUGGUUCGAGCGAUAUUAAAAAUCAAGCUAAGAAGAAACCGAACGCGGCUGGAAGCGGACCACUGCUACAACAAGCAGAGAUAUCUACCAGUCAAUUGGAUUUCUUCAAGAUGCUUGACGAAAAAAUUGAAAAUGGUCCUGAUUACGACGAGGCUCUCGACUCGACGAACAGAGCGGAACACGUAUCGAAUCUUUUACGUCGAUGGGAGUUAGCGAGCGUAACGUGGUCUAGCGUAUCGGACCUCAAUCAAGCAUCCUUGUCAAAUGAAAGGAAUCAUAAUUCAGCUUUGAGUACUUCGAGACAAAGUCUCAGUGCUAAGGAUCGCGAGGGUAUGCGAAACAUCGUUGGUGGUAGGCCAGAGAGUGCACCAAUUUUUAUGAGAAACGCCAAUCGAGUGGAUGGUCUUCAGGAGACCCAUUGUCCCUCGCCAAACAUGCCAAGACACGUUCUAGAAUCCAUAACGCAGAGUCCAACGCAAAGUUUGAAGAAUGUCACGCCACCGGGAAGCUCCCCAACUAGUUUGCGUUAUCAGGAUAGUUUCAAGGAAUGCAACGCUAAUCAAAUACCUAGUAAAACAACGAGCAAACUUCAUUACGGAUCGCAGAAUCCGCUAAACGGGGAGUACGUAACUCAACAGGCUCUCUAUCGCGAACAAUAUCUUCAACAAACUGGCAUAAUCGUUCCAUCGUCUCAAUACUCGGCUGAGUCACCAGGUGGCAACGUACUCAGAAACAAUCCGUUCGUUCAACAAUUUCAAAUCGGUAACCCCCAACAUUUCUCGGUACCGAGAAAACGAGGCUUCAAUGCCGCCCAAAUGACGUGACAAGGAUUGGCACGGACGACGAGAUAAGACUGAACACGAUUCGCAGGAAUUAUUUCUUGUGAAAAACAGAGCUAAUAGAACAGAGAGAGAGAGAGAGAGAGAGAGAGAAAGAGAAAAAGAACUGGAGAAAGAAGGCACAGAAUGAGAAAAGAAGGAUCCUUCUUCUCUGAGAUACUCGCUCCUAAUCCUCGGCUCGCGUUCUUCAACUUCUUGUACUUUAUAUAGGUGCUUGUGCUGUCGAUAAGAACUUUUCACAAGAUGUUUAGAAGAAAAAUGGUAGCGUAGGAGGGAAGGAGGGAGAGAUGGUGGUAGUGGCCUAAGGAUUCAAAACGUGAUUGGAUCGACGAUUGAAAGAAACAAAGCCAAAGUAAUCAGGAGGAAACAUCCUACGUACGAAAAUUCGCAUCAAGUCUAAUUAAAUGGAUUUCUUUCUUAUACGUAUAAAGUGCCAAAAAGAAUGCUCUACGUAAAAUCAUUUAGAGGAAAAUCGCUGGAACAGGAACAAACAGAAAAAUCAAUCUUUCGACGUGAAAACGAAAUACUCUUCUACUUCGUGAUUGUGUAUAAAACUAUUAAUUAAACGAACUAUAACGGAAAAAAGAAAAGAUAAGGAAAUUUUUAAAAACCCCAAAAAAAUAAAUUUUUCGAUGUACGUACGAUACGAAAUUGUCGUCCGUUACUUUUAUUCUCCUUUUUCUAAUCGAUGGAAGAACACCUCUUCUUACGAAACAAACGAAAAGAAAAAACCGAUUAUAUUUAAAAGAAAUAAUAAAAAAAUAAAAAAAAAA
Messenger RNA from Polistes canadensis, 2849 nucleotides. RefSeq names its product serum response factor homolog B-like (gene tow). Lineage: Eukaryota; Metazoa; Arthropoda; Insecta; Hymenoptera; Vespidae. The coding region runs from base 976 to 2061 and encodes 361 amino acids. The transcript is spliced from 6 exons. The record is from RefSeq and is a predicted model, not a curated record.